AUGCUUUUCCUGGUGAUACGUCAUCCACUUUUUCAGGGGGCAGAGAGCGUGCGCUGGAGGGGACUAUAUACAGCGCUGAGCAGGCCCGCGGGUGGCAGACGUCGUUAUGAAGGCACCUGGGCACCUCGCCGUCAUCCUCAUCCUAGCGAUCGUCGUCUUCCAGGCGUUCGCCUUCCCCUACAAGGGUGGGUCGAUAGCAAACAUUAUUAA
This is a messenger RNA of Nezara viridula (southern green stink bug), 210 nucleotides long. The record is from the annotation of a GenBank genome assembly. Lineage: Eukaryota; Metazoa; Arthropoda; Insecta; Hemiptera; Pentatomidae.